UUUCUUCAAUUGGGUUACAUUGAGAUUCAGACCCUGAAUCCCUACCUGCUCUGAUGUACUACGUUGAAUUGUGAAAUCAUAUGUGACACCCAAUUUAAGAGAAGGAGUUUCAUAUCAGCAAAACACAAGAGGGAUACUGGGUAUAUAAGUAAGCAGGCCUUACUCUAGUGAUGCGUUUUAAAGCCGUGCAGAUCUAGGCCCGGAGCGGACAAUAUUACUAGUGGAGUUGGAAAGUUACAGGGGUCUUUCGGGCCUUGAUGGUUCGGGAUGCCCGUCGCGGCCAAGGCUUCGGCUCGGGUCGUGACCUGAAUGGCAGAGCCGCUUCUGUAUCAGCCAUGAGAAGUUACAGAGGUCUCUCGGGCCUUGAUGGUUCGGGACGCCCGUCCCGACUAAGGCUUCAGCUCGGGUCAUGACCUGAAUGGUAUCAAAGCCGCUCCUGUAUCAGCCCUGGAAAGUUACAGGGAUCUCUCGGGCCUUGAUGGUUCGGAAUGUCCGUCGCGUCUAGGCUUCGGCUCGGGUCGUGACCUGAAUGCUAUCAGAGCCGCUCCUGUGUCAGCCCUGUUGAUGUGGGCUAGAGUUCAAACGGCAAAUCCCGAUAAAGUGGGGCAAAUCGCAGUCCUAAUGUCUAGGCAAAUCUCAUUCUGGGGGCAAACUUGAGUUCAUAAGAGGGAUGCUGGGGUCUCUCGGAUCUUGGUGGUUCGGGAUGCCCGUCGCGGCUGGGGCUUCGGCUCAGGUCGUGAGAUCAUAUUUUUGCCUUCAGCAAUACAAACAAGCUUUUCAAAGACAUUUUAAGUUUACUACCCAAGUGGUCACUCAACUCACCGCAUUUUGGCCAUCUCUCACUAGCCGUGAUCCCAAAGAAAUGUGGAGGGAAGCUUGGAAGACUUAUGGAACAUGUCUAGUAACACCAAAGUUGAAAGGUCCAACACAAUAUUUCAAUAGGGCUAUAAGAUUGUCAGAUGAAAUUGGAAAUUUGUUAGAAAAACACUUAAUACAAUCAGAUGGAAUUGUCCCUUGUGACUCUGCUACGUACACCAAUGUUGAAAUCUUGAAUUCACUCAAAACAGUUACAACAGUCAACAACCAAAACGAGAAGGAAGUGUCAUUCACUUGCGCAGACAUUAAUGCAACUCAUGCUUAUUUGAAUCAAGUUACAUUUUGCUACAACAAAGAUGCAAAGGAUUUUGAAGAUUGUCCAACUAGCAACCGUUGUCGUGUUGAAAAUAUUAUUGUUCCUCGUCCUUCACCUCCAACUACUCGACCUUCAUCUCUACAGACUCUUCAAACUGGAGAAAAGCUUCAACAAAUAAUUUAAUAUCUAUGUUAGGCUUUGUAAGAAAGUUUACUAAGUAUGUGUGUGUUGAAUAAUGAAGCAGUGAUCAUAUUUCUAUUU
This is a messenger RNA of Capsicum annuum, 1393 nucleotides long. Its product is annotated as ribonuclease S-4. Gene Ontology annotation, molecular function: ribonuclease T2 activity; RNA binding. The coding region runs from base 671 to 1315 and encodes 214 amino acids. Gene Ontology annotation, cellular component: extracellular region. NCBI's taxonomy places the organism in Eukaryota, Viridiplantae, Streptophyta, Magnoliopsida, Solanales, Solanaceae. Gene Ontology annotation, biological process: RNA catabolic process. The record is from RefSeq and is a predicted model, not a curated record. The transcript is spliced from 3 exons.